Rhodofomes roseus is the source of this 828-nucleotide messenger RNA. RefSeq lists its product as uncharacterized. The coding region runs from base 1 to 828 and encodes 275 amino acids. The record is from RefSeq and is a predicted model, not a curated record. Lineage: Eukaryota; Fungi; Basidiomycota; Agaricomycetes; Polyporales; Fomitopsidaceae. The transcript is spliced from 5 exons.
AUGGCCUUGAUAAAAUCAAAAAUACCCCAAAAGUCCACAAUGCUCACUGACGUGACUCAGACGGCAGGGAAGAUGGAUACCAUAAUGUAUGGCCUCACGAUGUGCACUGGCGUACGUGGCUUCUACUGCAUCUUCAAGAGUGAUGCUGAUGUCGUCUUUGACCCAUCAUGGUGGUACUUCAUGGACCCAGAGCUCAAUGUUUACCUCAACCGCGUUGUCCGUAAGGAGUGGGACAUACAAACAAUCGGCGGAUUAGUGGAGGCAUUUGCAGUCGCUGGGUGUGACUUCAUGAAGUUCCUUUGCACUGCAAAGGAUUGUGCGGAUUACCUGAAGGCAGAAAUUUGUGACCUUGUCCAAUUGCAGCUUGGGACCCUAAUCAUCAAUUUCAAGCCCGAUUUUGUUGUCAAGUACGGCAUCAACAUUUUCGGCUGGACCCUCAACAAGUUUGUCAACCCCUCUGAGAUGAGUACCAGCCUCCCACCCCUCCGCAAGCUCGUCAAUGCCCUUAAGAGCGGUUUGUGCAAAUUUAUCCAUCUCUCAAAGACUGAUCAAAAAGCGCGCGAGGCAGCAUACUUCAAGAAGGUCAACACCAGUGAGGUUGUGGUCUGCAAUGAGUGCCAAGACAAGGGUCUCCCCCGUGGCAAGCAUAGCCAUGACAAUGGAGAGGUCAAUGAAGACUCUGAGACGGAGACUCAACCCUCGGAGAAGUGUUGUUGCAUGUCAUGUCCAAAGGCGGCUGGUGAGUCAAAGCAGACUGCUCCUAAGAGCAUGCCAUUUGUGGACAAUCCAGAUGUAUCAGUACUGAAAGCAUCUGGUCAUAAUGAGUAA